Penicillium maclennaniae is the source of this 786-nucleotide messenger RNA. RefSeq names its product putative nicotinamide N-methyltransferase Nnt1 (gene efm7). Gene Ontology annotation, biological process: peptidyl-lysine dimethylation. NCBI's taxonomy places the organism in Eukaryota, Fungi, Ascomycota, Eurotiomycetes, Eurotiales, Aspergillaceae. The record is from RefSeq and is a predicted model, not a curated record. Gene Ontology annotation, molecular function: protein-lysine N-methyltransferase activity. The transcript is spliced from 3 exons. The coding region runs from base 1 to 786 and encodes 261 amino acids.
AUGGCCGAAGAAGAUUUGAGCACAGGGGAUUUGUUCCAGGAUCCCGAGGGAUUUUAUCCCGAGGAGGCUCAGCAUACAUUUGCAGAGCACACGAUGCUGUCGGGGAGACAGUGCGGCAAUCUUCUCUGGAAUGCCGGCCGGACAAGUUCACACUACAUUGAGGAGCAUACCGACCAAUUGAUCCGAGACAAGGACGUGCUCGAGAUCGGUGCGGCGGCCGGUGUUCCAAGUAUCGUGAGCGCCAUACAAGGCGCUCGUACUGUGGUGAUGACCGACUAUCAUGACCCGGACUUGGUGCAGAAUAUGCAGUACAAUGCUGAUCUGUCCGCCCACCUGAUUCCCGAAGCCCCAGAGUCUCGAAAGCGGCUCUAUGUCGAAGGCUACAAAUGGGGCAACCCAGUAGAACCCCUUCUUGCCUAUCUUCCCCCUACCACAGAUGGAACGCAAGCCAAAUUCGACGUUCUGAUCAUGGCCGAUGUGAUUUAUGCUCACCGUGAGCAUGGAAACCUCGUCAAGAUCAUGCAACAGACCUUGAAGAAAAACUCGACCUCUGUUGCCCUGGUCAUUUUCACAGCCUAUCAGCCGUGGCUGUUGCCCCAAACGGAGCGUUUCUUUCCAUUGGCUGAAGCGGGCGGAUUUACUGUGACCAAAAUUUUUGAAAAGCUAAUGGGGGAAGUCCUCUUCGAGAAUGAUCCCGGUGAUGAGAAAAUCCGACGCACCGUGUUUGGGUACGAGCUUCGAUGGGCACCAGAUCAAUUAGAGGAGACAGCUUUCAAGACCACUUAA